This is a messenger RNA of Fonsecaea erecta, 954 nucleotides long. RefSeq lists its product as hypothetical. Bases 1 to 954 code for a protein of 317 amino acids. The record is from RefSeq and is a predicted model, not a curated record. The transcript is spliced from 3 exons. NCBI's taxonomy places the organism in Eukaryota, Fungi, Ascomycota, Eurotiomycetes, Chaetothyriales, Herpotrichiellaceae.
AUGAUAUACCGAUCUAUUCCGGAGGCGAGGGUCCACUUCCUCCUCCUCCUCCUUCUGGUCCAUCUGCUCGCGAACGUCACAGCUUUGGAGAUUACGUAUCCCAAGAUUGGAACUAUCUAUCCCACGAGAGGGCCCCUUGACGUGCAAUGGCAGUCGACGUCCGACUUUGAUCCCACGGAGCUCGCUAUCUACCUGGCGACGUAUAGUGGGCAGAACCUGAAAAGCGAACAGCGGUGUAUUGUCGCCGUCAUCGAUGAUGGAUCUACCGCCAUCACGCUGAGUCAACCGCCACCACAGGGAGACUCUUGGACUUGGAUGUUCUACGACGACAGCCUCAUCAUCUCUCUCGGCAACAACUACGUCGCAGAGUCGGUGCAUUUCCAGUUCCAAAGUGCUACCCCCACCCCCACCCCAGCCGCCUCUACCGGGACCUCUUCCGCAGGCCUGUCGCCGGGUGUCGCGGCGGCGAUCGGCGUCGGUGGGACGCUUGUGGUGGUGGCGUUGGGUCUGGUCGUCGGAUACUGCUGCUUCUACCGGCGACGGCAGCAGAGGAAGCGCGAGACCAUCAGCGCCGUGCCCUACACGCCGGGCCACCGCUACUCCAAGCAAGAGCUCGACAGUAAGCCCGGCACGGCUCACGGCCCAGCAUUCUCCAGUGCUCCAAUCAAUCCACCCUCGUAUGCAGGGAUGAAGGGAGCCGUGCAGCAUGAGAUGGAAGUCUACCCCGGCACCCCCUCCACGCCUGUGCCGUCAAAUGACCUGGUCUCUCCGGGCGCCGAGCUCUCGGUCAAGGCACGCCACUCGCAUCUCCCACCGCAACAGCAUGCCGACCAGCCCAUGUCGCCGUGGAACGAGCUGGCUCUAUCACCCGUACGGCAUGAAAUGUACCACGAUCCGCAUCGCGUCUUGCCGCAAGAACUACCCGGCGAUAUGGGACAUGUUCAGCCCAGGUGA